UGGGCGGCGCUGGGUACCGAAGACGACGUGAACACACUGAGUGUAUGCGCAGCCUUCAUGAAAGCCAACAGAGAAGUGAAGCGCCUAUUUGUGGGUGGCCUUGGUCAGAACAUUUCCAAGGCAGACCUACAAAAUCAGUUCAGCAGAUUUGGAGAAGUUUCUGAUGUGGAGAUCAUCACACGAAAAGAUGACCAAGGAAACCCACAGAAAGUCUUUGCAUAUAUCAACAUCAGAGUAGCAGAAGCAGAUCUGAACAAAUGUAUGUCUGUUUUAAAUAAAACAAAAUGGAAAGGUGGAACACUACAAAUUCAGCUAGCAAAACAAAGUUUUUUGCACAGAUUGGCCCAGGAGAGAGAAGAAGCAAAAGCAAAGAAAGAAAAAUCAACAAUAGGCAACACCAGCUUUUUGGAAAAGAUGGGAGUGGUGGAUUUCCAUGUGAAAGCCGUGCCAGGGACAGAAGUACCAGGUCACAAGAAUUGGGUUGUGAGUAAAUUUGGAAGAGUAUUACCUGUCCUUCACCUAAAGAAUCAACAUAAACGUAAAAUCAUGAAGUAUGACCCAUCAAAAUACUGCCACAACUUAAAGAAGAUCGCAGAGGAUGUCGCUCAUGCCACCCCUGUGUCCAGCCUUACCUGGGAACUGGAAGGAGGGGAUGACCCUAUGAGUAAGAAGCGACGAGGGGAGUUCUGUGCUGUUCACAGCACCCCCCAGGAGGUGAUCAAAGCACAAAAGGACGAGGCAUCCGCUGCUUUUCCAGCUGUGAGAGCAAGACCCCGCAUGGUCCCGGGCAGUCUGUACCCCACACAGCAGGAGGUGGCACAGGAAGCACUCUGUAAACCCGUUCCUGCUCAGUUACCCUGUGUUCCUGCUCCUCAUAGCCAGAAACUUAACAGUGUGUUUGUUCAGACUUCUGGCCCAGGAGCUACCAGGCACAGAAAUCACAUGUCUGAAGAAGAGAUGCGGUUACUGAUCGCAAGAGAGGAAAGCCUGGGGAAAACCACAUGGUCCUCAGUGGGUGACUCUGGAAAUGAGCCCUUUGAAGUCGUACGGGGGGACUUCACAUCAGGUGUUCAUAAGCUGCGUUCUGUAACAGCUUUAGGUGUCAGUAAUGUGUCCUGCCGGGAUGGGAAUGGGAAUGCCGUGGGAAACGACUGCAACUAUGAUUCAGGAGAUACGGAUGAGAUCAUCACAGCAAAGAAAAGGACCAGUGAGGUCAAAAACAAUGCAGAGUUUUCACAAAUGGAAAAGUCUGCACACAAGAAAACGUUUUUGAAAAGUAGAAAGAACUGUGUUAAAGCGCAAAAAAGAAAGACCAACCCAGAGCAAGCCAUCAGUCCCAGGGUUACAGCCCACUACAGCAGCAGGGCAGAGGCAGGUUCUGCGUCAGAAUCUGCCGAGCCUUCGGGAGAUGAGGACUAUGAUGCCAUGAUGCAAAACUGCCCCCGUGUGCGGCUCACCUUAGCUGGUCUGGAACAGUUGGCUGGCGGCGUCCUGCAGGCUCCAGAAGAAGAUCCUGAGAGCAGUGGCCAGGAGACCACCGCCAAGUGUGACAGGACUCUGGGUGGCCUGCACAGAGCAGCCCAGCCAUGUAUCUGUCCCGAGGACAUUGUGGCUGCCCUUUUAGAAGGAGAAGAGAACACCUGUGGAAAACAGAAACCAAAGGGAAACAACUUAAAGCCAAAAUUCCAGGCUUUCAAGGGAGUAGGCUGUCUCUACGGAAAGGAAUCAAUAAAAAAACCCUUGAAAGACAUUGUCACUUCUGACGAUAUAAAUAAAGGUCAGAAUUCCUUGAAACUUGAUCCCAGUAGCAUGUCCAUGGAGAAGGGGUCCCCAUCAAGCAAACUAACUCCUCUCCAACAUGCAAAGAAGACAAAUGACCCAAACCAAACUCAGCCUCAAAAGAGACGUUCUACUUUCCAGAGCCAGGAUCACAAGAUGGUGUCCCCUAGCAGUUUGGAAGAGGGAGUUAGGAAUCCUAUUUCUAGUCUUUUGCCAUUAAAAGAUAAAUAUUUAAGUCUUGGUGCAAAGACCCCCAAGGUAGACUUUGAUGAAGACUGCGGCCGCAGGACCGGGGAGACCGGAGAGGGCUCUGGACAGAGCAGCCACCCGGCGCCUGGGAAAGCACCAGAGGGCUCCUCCAGCAGAGAUGCUCAGGGAAGCAACACCAACUUCCCACUUUCCGUGAACAGUUGGUCCCAUGUUCACACUAAGGAGAAGCAUGCUGAAGACAAUCAGAAGCGUUUGGCAGCCUUGGACGCAAGGCAGAAAGCAAAGGAAGUGCGGAAGAAGCUGGUUCAUAAUGCCCUGGCAGACUUGGAUGGUCAUCCAGAGGGCAAGCCAACACACAUCAUCUUUGGCUCUGACAGCGAGACAGAGGAGCAAAACCACAUGGGAGAGGAGCCCCUGAAGGAGUCCGUGAGCAGAGCAUCUGGGAGGCUCUUUGACAGCAGUGAAGAUGAAGAAGCUGGCUCCGAAGACGACAGUCACAGGUUCAGAAUUAAACCUCAGUUUGAGGGCAGAGCUGGGCAGAAGCUCCUGGACUUGCAGUCUCACUUUGGCACUGACGACAGAUUCCGCAUGGACUCCCGAUUUCUGGAAAGUGACAGUGAAGAGGAACAGGAAGAGGUAAAUGACGAGAGAACAGCAGAGGAAGAGGAACUUGCUGCAGAGAAGCUCAAAGCCCUGAACGUCAUGCAGAGUGUUUUGCACACCACCGUGAGCAAUUCUGCACACAAAGGAUCGGUAGCUGCCAAGAAAUUUAGGGAUGUCGUACAUUAUGAUCCAACGAGGCAUGACCACGCCACUUACGAAAGGAAGACCGAUGAUAAACCAAAGGGAAGUAAAGCAAAACGGAGGAAGCAAAGGGAGGAGGCCGAGAAGCUGCCUGAGGUGUCUAAAGAGAUGUAUUAUAGCGUUGCUGCGGACAUAAAAGAACUAUUUCACACUACAAAAGUCACCAGUGAAACAGCAGACGACAUACCUUCUAGUGAGAAUCGUGAUGGCGAGAAAGUUGACAUCUACCACCCGGCCACUCUGACGACAGGGGCCAAGCAGCCUGGCGGGUUCACAUUCUCAUUUUUUGAUUCAGACGCUAAAGAUGUAAAGGAAGACACCUACAAAGCUGAGCCGGUGAAAACCGGUAAGGUUGUCUGGCAGGGAGCCCCUCGUUUCCAAGAUAGCAGUUCCGAAGAGGAGGAUAUUGCCGAAGAAGAAAUGGAAGACAGGAAGCCCAGCCCCAGAGAAGUAUUACCUGAGGAGACCACUAGAUUUUUCUUUUUUUCUAAGAAUGAUGAAAGACUUCAUGGUUCUGAUUUAUUCUGGAGAGGAGUGGGGAAUAAUAUUAGCAGGAAUUCUUGGGAGGCCAGAACAAACAACUUGCGGAUGGACUGCCGGAAGAAACAUAAGGAUGCCAAAAGGAGAGUGAAACCAAAAUAACUGUCAGCAUUGGUUUUGAUACAAAUGUGAAGAAGGCUCACCUAUGGAAACUGGGUGAUACAGAAAAUAAUUUUAAACGAGAAGAACUCACAGUGAAAAAGUAUUCAAAAUCUGCCUGAUAUCACUCUGCUAUCUUUUUCUGUGGAUUUCCUCUGUAUCUCUUCCUAAAACUCUUCAAAAAAAUAACCUGAACUUUUUUUUUAACAAAGCACAAGACAAUCCCCCAAAAUGCUUUUUAUGUUAUAAUCUCUGUGCUAUCCUCAGUAACCACUAGGUAUUUCUAAUGCGGGGUUUACAUAAAGUCUUUAAAUGUAUGGGUAAGAGCACUUAUAUUUUCCAAAUUUGGCUUUGUGUGAAUUAUAUGCUACUUGAAAUAUUUAUUUCUGAUUGUAUAGAAUAUACUUUACCUCCAUUU
This is a messenger RNA of Odobenus rosmarus divergens (Pacific walrus), 3850 nucleotides long. It is a transcript of the gene NOL8, whose product is annotated as nucleolar protein 8. Gene Ontology annotation, molecular function: RNA binding. Lineage: Eukaryota; Metazoa; Chordata; Mammalia; Carnivora; Odobenidae. The transcript is spliced from 17 exons. The coding region runs from base 58 to 3435 and encodes 1125 amino acids. The record is from RefSeq and is a predicted model, not a curated record.